Molecule: messenger RNA, 675 nt
Organism: Olea europaea var. sylvestris
Lineage: Eukaryota; Viridiplantae; Streptophyta; Magnoliopsida; Lamiales; Oleaceae
Product: cysteine-rich receptor-like protein kinase 19
Exons: 3
Coding region: 187-660 (157 amino acids)
Biological process (GO): protein phosphorylation
Molecular function (GO): ATP binding; protein kinase activity
Source: RefSeq, a predicted model, not a curated record
AGAAUCUAAUAUGAAUUUUGCUAUUCGAACGGGUAGUCAACACGCCGUUUUGGCAGCCAAGGGAUAAAUUCGACGCGUAUUAAGUAUCUCAAAAUUGAACUAUCCAUAAAAUUCAAAGAGAAAGAAGAGAAUUACAUACAUCAGAUUCAGGAUUUUUUGAUCAAGUAAUUUCUUGAUGGAUUUACCAUGACUAAAUCCAAAAGUAAAUCCAAAGGCUUCAUAAAAAAAAUCAUCAAAAUAUUCAAAUUUUGGCCGACUCAAGGAGAAAACGUAGAGGAUUUGGAGAAAAUUGCAGCACAAGAACAAAAGCAGUUUCCUUUCGAGAUCCUUGUUGCAGCAACCAAAAAAUUUCAUCAUACGCAAAAGCUUGGGGAAGGAGGCUUUGGUCCUGUAUACAAGGGAAAAUUAGAUGAUGGUAGAGAAAUAGCUGUCAAGAAGUUAUCUAACAGCUCAGGUCAGGGAAAGAAAGAGUUUCAGAAUGAGGCGAAAUUGUUGGCACGUGUGCAACACAGAAAUGUAGUGAAUUUACUCGGGUACUGCGUGCACGGUGCAGAGAAGCUGCUUGUUUAUGAGUAUGUGGUCAAUGAGAGCAUUGACAAGAUUCUUUUCAGUAAGUUCUGCAAUGCCUGUAAGAUUUGCAUUUUUUUUCAGUUCCUGUGAUUAUCCUUGUCAUGG